GGGAUGAGCAUGAUGCAAGCCAGCAGACGAUUUUCAAAGCCUGUUUUAGAUCUGUGUGCUAAGUGUUCUAACCUAAGAUACUCAAGUAGUGUGAAGGUUCCCAGGACAAGUUGCUGGAAAGAAAUUAGAGAUGAGGAAUUACCAAAGGUUCCGGAGAUUGACAUGGAAUUGAUCAAUCACCUGGAGAGGCUGUCUUUGGUGAACUUUAAUAAUCAGGCAGGUGUCGAGAGACUGUCCAAAGCCAUACGAGCUGCCAAUCAGCUGUUCAUGGUCAAUGUUGACGGGGUAGAGCCAAUGGACUCAGUGCUGGAGAACAGACAUUUGUAUUUAAGAAGCGAUGACAUAGUAGAAGGCAACUGUAGGAAAGAAGUUUUGGAAAAUGCAUCAAAAACAGAAGAGGACUAUUUUGUGGCUCCACCAGGAAACAUACCUCUGAAACAGAAGAAGUCUGGAUAUGGUGUGAAAACAGCUUAAUGCUGGAGGGAAGGCAAAUACCGGGACCCUAAUGUACAGCUAACAAGUGCGAAGACCAGUGCCCAGAGAACUAUAUCAGUUAUAAUGGACAGGGACGCCUGUGCCUGAAAAAGAUAAAAUAUAACAAAAAACGGCGAUUGUGUUGUGGGAGUAUUAACACUGUUUUAAGCAUAGAAACCAGAGAAUAUUUUUUAUCACUUCCCAUUUUCAGUAUGUACAUGUAUUCUUCAUGCAGAUAAAUGGGUUUCAGUUUUGUAAUGAAAACCAAGAAGUUAUUA
Molecule: messenger RNA, 752 nt
Organism: Liolophura sinensis
Lineage: Eukaryota; Metazoa; Mollusca; Polyplacophora; Chitonida; Chitonidae
Product: glutamyl-tRNA(Gln) amidotransferase subunit C, mitochondrial-like
Exons: 5
Coding region: 4-474 (156 amino acids)
Biological process (GO): glutaminyl-tRNAGln biosynthesis via transamidation; mitochondrial translation; regulation of translational fidelity
Cellular component (GO): glutamyl-tRNA(Gln) amidotransferase complex; mitochondrion
Source: RefSeq, a predicted model, not a curated record